This is a messenger RNA of Nothoprocta perdicaria, 1095 nucleotides long. RefSeq names its product photoreceptor outer segment membrane glycoprotein 2. Gene Ontology annotation, biological process: visual perception. NCBI's taxonomy places the organism in Eukaryota, Metazoa, Chordata, Aves, Tinamiformes, Tinamidae. The transcript is spliced from 3 exons. The record is from RefSeq and is a predicted model, not a curated record. The coding region runs from base 1 to 1095 and encodes 364 amino acids. Gene Ontology annotation, cellular component: membrane.
AUGGCUGUCCUCAAAGUAAAAUUCACCAAAACCAAGAGGGACAAAUUGGCUCAGAUCCUCUGGAUCCUUAACUGGAUUUCUGUGGUGAGCGGGAUCGUUCUCUUCAGCCUUGGCCUCUUUCUGAAAAUAGAAAUCAAGAAACGCAACGAAGUGAUGGCAAAAGGGGACAUUAACUCUGUCCCCAACAUGCUGAUUUCCGUGGGGGUCAUAGCCUGUAUCAUCAACUUCCUGGGCGGCAAAAUCUGCUACGACUGCUCAGACGCCAACAAGUUCUCUCGCUGGAAACUAGUCAUGCUCCCAUACAUCGUAUGCACCUUGUGUUUUACCUUCUGCAUCCUGGUGGGCGCCCUCAUGUGCUAUGCCAUGAGGAAUGAGCUGGAAGAGUCUCUCUACCUGGGCCUGAGGGAUGCCAUUAAGUACUACAAGGACACGGACAUUCCUGGGCGGUGUUUUUUAAAGAGAACGGUGGACCUGUUGCAAAUUGGAUUCCAGUGCUGUGGAAACAGCGGCUUUAGAGACUGGUUUGAAGUCCAGUGGGUGUCUCCUCGCUAUCUGAACAUGGCUUCCAAAGACGUUGUGGACCGCCUGAAGAGCAACGUUGACGGGAAGUUCCUGGUGGACGGAGUGCCCUUCAGCUGCUGCAACCCCAGCUCCCCACGGCCCUGCAUCCAGUACCAGCUUACGAACAACAGCGCUCACUACAACUACGAUUUCCUCACCGAGGAGCUCAAUAUCUGGGUGAAGGGCUGCAGAGAGGCCCUGCUGGAUUACUACACAGCCAUCAUGCGCUCCAUCGGAAUCACGGCUUUGCUCAUCUGGAUGUUUGAGCUCUCUGUACUUAUUGGGGUCCGGUACCUACAAACAGCGAUGAAGAAUGUCCUUCUGCUGGGGGAUUUGGAGGGCGAAUCAGAUGGCUGGUUGCUAGAAAACAGCUUUGUGGAAACUGCCAAACGCAACAUCAAUAUCAUUAAGAACUUUGGCAAAGUCAGCCAGAUCUCCACCGUCUCAGGCAUGAGCGACCCCACCACUGAUGUUGCAAACACAAACUGUGGCAAAAACGAUGUUACAAAAAAAUCUAUCCCUGCAGCUAGCUAG